Messenger RNA from Kwoniella shivajii, 4257 nucleotides. RefSeq lists its product as uncharacterized. The record is from RefSeq and is a predicted model, not a curated record. The coding region runs from base 1 to 4257 and encodes 1418 amino acids. Gene Ontology annotation, biological process: regulation of division septum assembly; regulation of actomyosin contractile ring contraction. Lineage: Eukaryota; Fungi; Basidiomycota; Tremellomycetes; Tremellales; Cryptococcaceae. Gene Ontology annotation, molecular function: guanyl-nucleotide exchange factor activity. Gene Ontology annotation, cellular component: cytoplasm. The transcript has 7 exons.
AUGUCAGUCACAUCCACACCACCAAAAUCGACAUCAAAACUACCCCCUGACUCCUCUCCCUCCGGCAGUUAUAGACGGUCGCCUUCAGUCUCGGAGACUAUCCAAAAGUACGAGUCAAGAAAUACUCCACCGACCGAAAGAAGACCUUCGGUACCUACCCCUAGACGCUCUGGCAUCCCCUCGCUUGUCGGAUCAAACCCUUCGGGAUCUCCUAGAAGUACUUCCAUCGCGGGACCGUCUAGGAAUGGAUCAAUGUCAGCGGUGAAGACUGACACUUCGAGAAGGGCUAGCGGUGCUGGACUAAGAUCACCUGGAAAGGUUCAAGAGACUAGGAGAGUCUUAGCAGCUUCACCCAGUUCCAUUCCUCGACCGUCCAUCUCCAAUACCAGCUCAUCAAGUUCUGUGCCCCGUUCAUCCUCUGCUUCUCGUCAGGCAGACCGUUCCCCUUCUCAUACCAAAACAACAUCCAAACCGUUCCCAAACUCGUCAAUACCUCGAUCCACAUCCGACACAUUCUACAUUUCACCACGCUCUGUCGCCGGACCUUCUCGCUUGACCCCAAAUGAAACGUCCUCUUCUCAAGCUAGUCCAGUAAAACCCCCGCUUCGACGCAAACCUCCAAAAGCAGACUUGACGAAUACAUUCCCUCCUGUCCGGAAGAAGGCUUCCCUCUCAUCGCUGUCUUCCAUGCACGCUGGAGAAGGCGAAGACAGGGGAGAUCAAACCACCCCUGUGGCCGCAGCAAUGACUCGAGCGGAUAAGGAAUCAAGCCACAAAGAUGCAGGUUCUGGUUCCAGUCAUGGAUCACCUAACAAGCAUGUGGGUAUCAUCAUCCCCACCAGAAGAUCUUCUAACAAUCCCAGUACGCCAAGUUCCCCUCAAUCAGCUGGUCCGCAUCCCAUAUCCCCUCGAACCACUUCAAGAGAGCUCCCCAGUCCGACAAUGCCAAAUCCUCGGCGGAUGUCGCGAAAUCUGGGUGACACAGGCCCAGUGAUUGAUUCAAGAAGGUCGUUGGAUGGGUUAGUGCGUAAUUCAUUAGCUGGUCAAGCUCCCUUAACAACAGGCCUUCAUCGAACGUCGUCCUCCACCUCACAAGCCAUCUCUCGAUCGUCCUCUUCUCCAUCGCCAAAAGGUCAUACGACGGAUGGUAGAGCAGCAGAUUCACCGCGGAGGUCACCCAACUUGGUGAUACAAACCCCACCUUCCUUUCUCAACUCUCGUCUCUCAUCCGCCUCGACGAUUGUCCAACCAAGCCCUCCUGUUCCAGCAAAAUCACCUCUGAGGGGGUUGAGCAGGGAGAAUUCCGAGCAACCCCGCACGCAAACAAUUCGGUCCGCAUCAGGUGAAUUGGCUCAAGCAACUACGCCAACGAUACAAUCAAGAUUGGAGGAAGAGCACUCGUCAAAACCUUUUCAGGAUCUAAAUCGCUCCACCAACUUUACCGUUCCAUCUGUCUACUCGCAGGAUUCAGCUCCUCCUACUGCUACCAGCUGGGCUCACGAUUCCAGGUCUAGUCGCUCUUCGUCCCUCCCUCGACUGAGUGUUACCGAUAAAGCGUUGCCAUACACUCCCGACGACCCUCUCGCGACCCUCUCGACCCCUGACCACCCUACAUCGCCAGCAAAGUCACCUUCUCUGCCAUUUCUACGGAGUCACCCCUCGGUUCACUCUCCUUCUAUACUUCCAAACCUCAACGGUGAAAGACCCUUACGACCACUACUACCUACAUCUCCAUCGAUUGUCAUGUCGAAACGAUCCCACCUGAUCCGAGAGAUCGCUUCCAGUGAGAGAUCAUAUGCCAAAGAUCUCGCUUUGGUCAGAGACGCGUACAUGUACCGAUUCCUUCGACCAAUCUCCCAAUCCUCUACUGUCGACUCUGUGAGCCCAGGGAGCGCCAGCGACGCGUCGAGAAGGAGCUCAACGUACACGUAUCAAACAGCAGAAACCAAGCGGUCAAGCGGUCACGACUCGGCAAAUUGGAUCUACCCUGGUAAUGGGACCACAACGCCAUUGCCAAAGAGCCCUUCGGACGGAUAUAAUCUAGGUUACUUUUCCACCCCUGGUAGUUCUGGUUCUUCUCUUCAGAAGACACCUCAGCCGUCGUUCAAGCACCACAAAAGGUCUUCAAGCAGUAUACCCUCAAUGCCACCGCCAGUGGGAAAGCCGUUAUCACCAGCAGAUCUGAAAACGAUAUUCUUGAACCUCGAUCAGCUGGCAAGCGCGUCGGAAGAACUAGCCACGGCGUUUGAACGAGCCAUGGGGGAGGAAGGUGUCAUGGGCAGAGAUGGAGAAGCUGGAGGGGAUACAUUCGGACAUGUUUUCGUAUCAAUAUCUGAUCCUGCUUACAACGCACACCUCAAAGAAUGCUGGUUGUCAAUCAAAGACCACACGCAUGGAUGGAAUCUCGAUUCGAUGUUGAUCAAACCUGUUCAGAGGAUCACCAAAUACCCACUUUUAUUCGAAGAUUUACUCUCAAGCACCACACCUGUUCACCCUGACUACUUUGCGAUACGCACAGCUGCGCAAAUGUCAAAGGCCAUUGCCAUGGAGAUUGACGACGCGAAGAGGAGAAAAGAUGUCGUGUCAAAUGCGAUCAGUUCUAACAAGACGACGACGCUGAACACUUCACCCAAGGAGACCAAACAGUCUUCGUCGAAGCUUCUCGGCUUGAAACGGUUCAGAAAAGAUAAAGAUACCUCCUCGGUUUUGUCGAACAAGAGCGUGUCUAGCACGGAGCUCAGUGUCCCGCCUGUGAUACCUGAAUCAUCACUCAGCGCGUUGAAGGAUUUGGCUACCAAAGUGGACGAGCUUGAUCAGUGUGUCAAGAGAGUUGGAAAGGAGGUCAUCCUAUGGACCGCUGGAGCGAGAGAAGUGCUGAACGCGCAGGAUGGGAUGAUGAGAACUUGGUUAAGGGUGGUUCAGCUUGAGCCUACGGAUCCUACAGAUAGAAGGAUGCUGGAGUUUAGAAAGAUUAUUGACGGUAUCGUGCAGGAUGCGUGGAAGGAGCUGAUCAUGCCGAUAUUCGCUAAGCUGCUUGAAUCAACGUCCAACCCGAGAAAGGUCAUCGCCAAGCGAGACUCGAGGUUUAUCGAUUACGGUCGCUACCAUACACUUCGAGCAUCUAAAAAGACAAUUGACAAGGGCGUUACGCAAUCAGCGGCGGAAUUUGUAGCUCUACACACUCAGCUCGUUGACGAACUGCCCGCCUUCCUCGAAGGGUGCUUGAGGAUACUCGAUAUCGCACUGGUUGGUUUCGCCAAAGCACAGGCAAAAUAUCAUCUCGGGAUUAAGGAACAACUGGCUGUGUUUGAGGAAGCUUGGGUACAGUUGCCCCUCAGUCCAAAGGUGGAGAAGACACCGACCGAUACCGCAACCUACAGAGGGAUCAUCAAAUCGUGGCAUGAUACUUGGAUGCCUUAUGCCGAAGCGAUGGAUCAUUUCUCGUGUACCAGGCCAGGCAGUCGACCUGGCUCACGAUCCAACAGCCCCAUGUUUGGACAUAGUCUGCGACACUCUGCAUCCGUCACCUCACCGACAUCCCUCUCCGGCAGCAGACCAUCGAGUCCAGCGCAAAGCGGUCGAUUCAGAUCAUCAUCACUUCGAAGUCAAACAACACCUUCUGUCAUCACUGUUACAUCGCCCAAAGACCCUCAGUCGUCCCGAUUCAGUCUACUCCGUCGAUCCAACUCCAAGACGAAUGUGCCUAAAUCUGCCGGACCCCCUUUAUCCCCACAACACUCUGGACUCAAACCUUCCUCCGCGUCGAUGAUAUCAGACACAUCCAGUCGGCUCUCCUGGGGACUACCUAGGAUAUCGGCUGAUCCAACCAAGCCAAUGUUCGAUGGGCUGGGUCUAUCACCUACCAAGCCUACCACAAUGAUUGCAGCGGACCACGCACGCGCCACGUCCGACCCAUCUCCAUCCAACAUUUAUAGUGUGGAUCUCAACUCUUCCCAAGUGUCGCUCGCGUCUACCCAUACUCCUCAGCCAGUCGGAUUAGGUCUUGGAGAUGUGUCCACGUUGACCAACCAGGCUAAACAUCCUUUCGCAAGGAUACCUACCUCGCCUAAAGUUAGGCAACGGUCGGAUGAAGUGGACGCUGCGGAAGGGUGGAGAAAUGAGCAAGUCAUCUACCAAUGUGCCUGUGUUGCGGACUUUGAUCCGCCGGAACUGGGAGAUAGAAAGUACAGAGGUUUGAAGUUCUUACCCAUGGUAUUGGGUGAUCUGAUCGAUUUCCUGGAGCCAUUAAGGGAUUAG